CUCGCCAAGCCAGUUUGUUUCUGCCUUGCUCAUGGCCUCCAAGAGCAACGACGCCCACGUCGAAUGGGGUGUCUUGCCGCUCAAUGGCGCGCUCGAGAAGCUCGUUACGACCCGGGGUGGCUUGAGCUCGGAAGAAGCGCAGAAGCGGCUCGGCGAAUGGGGCGCCAACGCGCUGCCAACACACAAAGUCAACAAGCUCCUCGUCUUUCUCGGUUUUCUCUGGAACCCGCUCUCGUGGGCGAUGGAAGUGGCCGCCAUCCUCUCGAUCAUCCUGCUGGAUUACCCCGAUUUUGGAUUGAUCCUCGCGCUGCUUUUGCUCAAUGCCGGCAUUGGCUUUUUCGAAGAGAUCCAAGCGGGCGACGCGGUCGCUGCGCUCAUGGGCCAGCUCGCGCCGGAAGCCAAGGUGCUGCGCGACGGCGUCAUGAUCAACACCCCCGCUGCGCACCUCGUGCCCGGCGAUGUGAUUCGCAUCCGGCUCGGCGAUGUGCUCCCGGCCGACGUCAAGUUUCUCGAAGGUGACGCUGUCAAGAUCGACCAGUCGUCGCUGACUGGCGAGUCGCUCCCCGUGACAAAGCGGGAAGGCGAUGAAGGCUACUCGGGCUCGAUCUGCAAGCAAGGCGAGAUCGAGGCCGUCGUGACGUGCACGGGCGUGCACACGUUUCUCGGUCGGGCGGCCGAGCAGAUUGCCGGCGCCGACAGUCACGGGCGGCUCCAAGAGGUGUUGACGACGGUCGGCAACUUUUGCAUGGUGUCGAUCAUCGUCUGGUGCAUCAUCGAGCUCAUCGUGCAGCUCGGCGGCCGCGCGAACGAGAACCCGUGCCUUCUCAAGAACGACGGCUGCCUCGGCGUCGCCAACAUCCUCGUGCUCAUCGUCGGCGGCAUCCCAGUCGCGAUGCCCACCGUGCUCUCGGUGACAUUGGCAAUUGGGUCGUCGGCGCUCGCGAGGGAAAAUGCAAUCGUGACGCGCCUCACGUCGAUUGAAGAGAUGGCGUCGAUGGAGAUCCUCUGCUCGGACAAGACGGGAACGCUCACGCUCAACAAGCUCUCCGUCGAUAUGGACAACUUGAUCCCGUACAACGACUAUGCAGCCGACGACAUUCUCAAGUACGGGGCGCUGGCGGCCCGCAUCGAGAACAACGAAGCCAUUGACGUCGUCUGCUUCAACACAUACCCGGGCCACAACACGCUCUGGCAACAGUAUACGCUCCUGCACUACACGCCGUUCGACCCGAUCACGAAGCGAACGAUCGCCAAGAUCAAGGAGAAUGCGACCGGUCGGAUCUUCCGCACGUGCAAAGGCGCGCCGCAAGUUUGCUUGGACAUGGAUGCCAACGCCGAUAGUCUCCGGAGCGAAGUCGAGAGGCGCAUUAAUGAAUUCGCCGGCCGCGGCUACCGCGGGCUCGGCGUUGCGUUUGCCCCGGACGAUGUACCACUCGAAGACGCGUCGUGGCGCCUCGUGGGGCUUCUGCCGCUCUUUGAUCCGCCCAGGCACGAUACGGCCGAGACUAUCCGGAAGGCGCUCGAGCUCGGCGUGUCGGUCAAGAUGGUCACGGGCGACCACCGCGUGAUUGCGAUCGAAACGUGCCGCCAGCUCGGCAUGCCCACCAACAUUUUGGACACGUCGUUCUUCAACAGUACGCCGCCCGCCGGCGUCAACCUCGCGCAAAUGGUGUACGAGACAGACGGCUUUGCGCAGGUGUUUCCCGAGCACAAGUUUGAGAUUGUGCGGCUGCUGCAAUCGCUCAACAAAGUCGUGGGGAUGACCGGCGACGGCGUCAACGAUGCGCCGGCAUUAGCCCAAGCCGACAUUGGCAUUGCAGUCGAUGACGCGACCGACGCCGCGCGCGCCGCCGCCGACAUUGUGCUCGUGUCGCCAGGCCUCUCGGUCAUCAUCACGGCCAUUCGCCUCUCGCGCGAGAUCUUUUUGCGCAUGAAGAACUACGCCAUGUACUCGGUGGCCAUGACGGUCCGGAUCGUGUGCACGUUUGGCUUGCUCACGAUCGGCUUCAACUGGUACUUUCCAACGAUCCUCGUCGUAAUCCUAGCGAUUCUCAACGACGGUACGAUUCUGACGAUCGCAAAAGACAAUGUGACCGCGUCCCGAACGCCCGACUCGUGGAAGCUCAAGCACGUCUUUAUCGCAUCCAUCUGCUUUGGGCUCUGGCUCACGCUCUCGUCCGUCGUGCUCUUUGCCAUCGUGUACCGCACAACAGCGUUUGCGGGGUUUCUCGGCGCCGAGAAUCUCUGUGUGAGCUGCCUCAAGAGCCACUGCGACGCGUACUUCACCAAGCAAAUCCAGCUCUGCACGCGCCAGUUUGGGAAAUCGAUGGUCUGUGGCGAGCUCGACGGGUCCGUGCCCCUCAACGUACAGCGCGACGCCUUGUCGGCCAACCGCGCGCGCUACAUUGCCGGCUACUGGGAGGCCUACACCGUCUACACGGCCGGUGAGACCCGCGACGAUCUCUUCACCGACCUCUCGGGCAGCCAUAUCAACGACCUGCCGUACACGCCGAGCGCCAACGACGUCUAUAACCAGUUUGUCACGCAGUAUACAGCGACAUCGGUCGACGACGCGCUCGAUGGCAACGGCGUCGGGCUCGUCGGCCACGACUUUGUACCGCUCACGAACGGCGCCAGCUUUUGCGAUUUUAUGUGGAGCUACGCCAACUUCAACAGUACAUGGACAAAAGACUUCCGCGUCAUUGGCCCCGGCCGGCAAAAGAAAGAUGGCAUCUUGCGCGCGCUCAUGUACACGCAAGUGUCGAUCUCGGGCCAAGCCCUCAUCUUUGUGACGCGCACGGCCGGCAUCAACACGUGGUUCUUUGCUGAGAAGCCGUGCACCCUCUUGCUGCUCGCGUUUGUCGGCGCCCAAGUCGUCGCUUCGCUCAUUGGGUACUUUGGGUUUCACGGGUACCCGAGCGACCGCAUCGCGAUUAUCGGCUGCGGCGGCGGCUACCUCUUGAUCGCGUGGCUCUGGUCGAUCGUGUGGCAGUUUCCGCUCGACUUGAUCAAGUUUGCCGUCAACUACGUCCUCCAAACGCGCGCGUACACGUCGACGGCCUUUGACUCGCGCAUCAAUGCCGGGCACCCGACGAUGGCGCACGCGCGCGUCACGAGCCGCGUCCGCACCGAGCGGGCCAUCUCGACGUCGCGGGCCGUCCCGACUGCCACCAGCUGAGUCUCGGAACCCUACCCCUAAAACCAUAAACCCUAACCCGAAACCAGGGCGAUUCCGUCGCACUGCCUUGCAUCGUUUGAUUGAAAAAUAGAAAACUCCAUACACCGA
Molecule: messenger RNA, 3286 nt
Organism: Saprolegnia diclina VS20
Lineage: Eukaryota; Oomycota; Saprolegniomycetes; Saprolegniales; Saprolegniaceae
Exons: 1
Coding region: 32-3178 (1048 amino acids)
Biological process (GO): regulation of intracellular pH; proton export across plasma membrane
Cellular component (GO): plasma membrane
Molecular function (GO): P-type proton-exporting transporter activity; ATP binding; ATP hydrolysis activity
Source: RefSeq, a predicted model, not a curated record